Messenger RNA from Gadus chalcogrammus (walleye pollock), 1936 nucleotides. RefSeq names its product cyclin D3 (gene ccnd3). Gene Ontology annotation, biological process: mitotic cell cycle phase transition; positive regulation of G1/S transition of mitotic cell cycle; regulation of cyclin-dependent protein serine/threonine kinase activity. Gene Ontology annotation, molecular function: cyclin-dependent protein serine/threonine kinase regulator activity. The transcript is spliced from 6 exons. Bases 354 to 1301 code for a protein of 315 amino acids. Lineage: Eukaryota; Metazoa; Chordata; Actinopteri; Gadiformes; Gadidae. The record is from RefSeq and is a predicted model, not a curated record. Gene Ontology annotation, cellular component: nucleus; cyclin-dependent protein kinase holoenzyme complex; cytoplasm.
UAUGUCUCAUAUUGGAGUGUUUGGUGGGCUUUUAUUUUUAAAGUAAAUACCACAACGGCCGUACACUUCCUUUGAUAGUAUUUGCUUGUAUUGACUGUCUUUUUGUAUGCACCCGACGAAUGCUUUUAUUUGAAACUAGUUCUGAGACGCUAUUACCGUAAUGGCUAGUAUAUACAGGUACGGCAAAAAACUGAGUCGGCUGGCUUGACCGCCGAUCUUGAUGAGUCGGCUGGCUUGACCGUAGUCCCACACCGGUACCCUACUACCCACACCGGACUGGAUUCCUUUCACGCCGGUUGAUAGACGUGCCAGGCGUGAGCUAAAUAACGGCUGUAGAGUUUACUGUGGGUCAAAUGGAUUUGGUUUGCAGAGGGGACAAUCUACACGACAGCAGCAGUAGCACAGAAAAUGGAAACGUCAAUGCCCCCCGGGCCGUCAGUGAUCCCUCGCUGAUUGCCCGUCGUACCCUGCCAUACAUGGUGGACGAGGAGAAGACCUGCCGACCCACACCUUACUGCAGCUCUGUCCAGAAACAGAUCACGCCAUGCAUGAGACAAGUCCUGGCAAUGUGGAUGUUACGGGUUUGUGAGGAAGAGUUGUGCGAGGAACAGGUCUUUCCACUGGCCAUCAGUUACCUGGACAUUUAUUUGAGCCGUAUCCCCACGGAAAAGGACCAUUUGCAACUCUUGGGAUCCGUUUGCAUGUUCUUGGCUUCCAAAUACCGGGACACUGUUCCACUCGGUGCCAGCAAGCUCUGCUUCUACACAGACAACUCAAUAUCACUCUCAGAAAUCGUGCAGUUGGAAGUCGCGCUGAUCUCGGUCCUGGGAUGGGAGCUGGCCACUGUGUCACCCAGUGAUUUCCUAGAGCCCAUCCUGCGGGCUCUCCCGUUUGCUGCUUCCCUCGACCUCAAGUCCGUGCUCUGCCAUCUUCACUCCUUUAUAUACCUGGCAGCCGUUGAGAACCAGUUUGUGUUGUUCCAUCCCUCCACCAUUGCAUGUGCCUGUGUGGGGAUUGCCAUGCAAAGACUGACACUCCUCCAAGACAGGUUCUCCUGUGAUUCACUUUUGCAGCACUUGGCCGAACUUUUGGUCAUUGAUCUGGACUCCAUUCAGCACUGCUACCGUGCUCUGGAGAGCAAAGUGGUGCUCAGACUGCUCGCAGGCCGGGGCAGCCCCCGGCUUAGCGCCCCCCAGCCAGCCAGCAAGCCAGCCAGCCCACAGCUUAGCGUCCCCCAGCCAGCCAGCCAGCCAGCCAGCCAGCCAGCCCCAACCCCACUGACAUUCAGGAUGUUCUGCUAACACCUGUGGCUUAGACAGGUGGCUUGUCUGAAGGCCCCUUUAUGGCCAUGCGCAAGGCUAGAGUUAAGCUUGAAAAUGAUCAAACACAAUGAAUUAAAACUAAAUGGCUCUGUUGGCUGAAGGCCCCUUUAUACAGCGUAAUCCUAACGUGCAAUGUUUGAUGAAAGAGGUGUAAGGUUUAUUGCUAGGCUGUUUAAAUAUUCUGAAUAAUCUAUUUAAUGCAUACUAUUAAAUGCAACACUUGGAAAAAUGGUUCUAGGGAUUUGUCUCUUUACGGGUGCACUCACACUAGGCCAUCUGGCCGUGGCCGUUGGCCGUCGCAACUGUGGCCUGGCCCAUGGACGUAUUAUAGAAUGGACAACGGAUUCCAAAAUGACGCCUAUUCACUCCUAUGUAAACUGCUCAGUGGCGCAGGGCAACAUCAAGGAGCGAUAUGCUUCCGCAUCAUGGGUCUAUGGCUACGCCCUAUUUCAUGACGUACCGGAUGCAGAAAAAUGGAUUGAUCGAUGACUAUCUUCUCAAGUGAGUUUGGUGGAAAGGCCGAAAUGUUUGCAUGAUCAUCUAUUUAUAGAGAACGGAUCCAUCCGCCACUCUCACUGCUAGUUCCAUGUGCGCAUCGUCGGCUCAUCGAAAUC